Molecule: messenger RNA, 4501 nt
Organism: Pyrgilauda ruficollis (rufous-necked snowfinch)
Lineage: Eukaryota; Metazoa; Chordata; Aves; Passeriformes; Passeridae
Gene: SNX19
Product: sorting nexin 19
Exons: 10
Coding region: 673-3234 (853 amino acids)
Cellular component (GO): early endosome membrane; intracellular membrane-bounded organelle
Molecular function (GO): phosphatidylinositol binding
Source: RefSeq, a predicted model, not a curated record
GCGCCGGCGGAGCGCCCGGGCGGUGAGUGGGGCCCGGCGUUCCCGGUGUGCCGCGUUCGGCCCCGCGCUCCCGGCACCUGCGGGCUGGGUGCCGGUGCUUGGGAAGGGGGUCUGGGCGGUGGGGCUUGAAGUAGGCGGUGAGCGACCCGUCCCCCUGCGCGGUGAAGGGUCCGUUCAGUCGCGUCGCCGUGGAUAGCCGAUCACGGGUCCCGGUUUGCUGGGCUCUGUGAGCCCCAGUGCCCGCUGAGGGGCUGGGCUUGGCGGGAUCCGUGCCUCUCCCCGGUGCCCGGGAAGGGGCCUGGCAGUGCCCAGCCCCAGCGCUCGGCGAGGGCCCGGUCGGGGGGGCUCUGCUCGGUCUCAGUGCCCGAUGAGGAUCCCGGUGUGGGGGGCCCGGGAGGCUGCGCCCCGGAACCCAGUCAGGGCUCCCGGUCUGCUGGGCUGUGCGAGCCCCGCUGUCCGCUGAGGGUCCCGGUCUGGGGCUUCUGACCCAGCCCAGGGAGGGCUCCGCACCUGCUGGGCUCUGAGCCCGCUGAGCUUUCGGGGUGCUUGAGCCCCCGAUCCCCGCUCGAGCAGCCCAGCCUCGGCCCUGACGAGCCCUCGAGCCCGGUGAGGGUCGCGCUGUGCAGCCCUGCCCAGCAUCCCGGCUGCCACAGCUGCCCCUGCCCGCCCGCCAUGCCGGCCCAGGGCCCCUCGGGGUCCCGCCGGCCGCUGCUGGCCCUGCUGGUGGCCCUGGGCUGGCUGCUGGCCCUGCAGCUGCUGCUGGACCUGCGGGCGCUGGGGCUGCUGUGCGGGGCGCUGGCCGUGCUGGGGGGCUGGCUGGGCCCCCCGGCCCUGCUUCCCCGCGGCCGCCGGCUGCGGCUGGAGCGCUUCGUCAGCUCCCUGCGGGCCCCGGCCGGCAGCCCUGCGGACGAGGGCCGGCUGCAGAAGGAGAUCGCCAGCACCGUCCGGAAGGUGGUGCGGGAUUUCGUGGCCUCGUGGUACCGCACGGUGAGCAGAGAGCCGGCCUUCGAGGCCGAGGUGGAGAGGGCCAUGCUGGGGCUGGCCGCGGAGCUGCGGCGGCGGAUGAGGUGGGUGGACCGGCGAGCCCUGGCCCGCCGCCUGCUCCUGCUCUGCGGGCAGCACCUCCAGAGCUUCCUGCGGGCUCGGGAUGCCCUGAGAGCCGAGCCCAAGGGCGGCCGGACGCUGUGGAGGGAGUACAGCCGGCUGGCGGGGCCGCACCCCGCUCUGCUGAGCCCCGCGGCCGAGGUGGGCUGUGCCCGCGCCGCUGUGGACGCGCUGCUGCGGGCGCUGGUGCCCUGGCCGCACCUGGAGACACGGACGGGACGUUUUGUGGUGGUGGAGCUGGUGGCCUGCAACGUGCUGCUGCCGGCCAUCAGGAAGAUGUCUGAUCCCGACUGGAUCAACCUGCUGCUCAUUGGGGCGUUUUCCAAGAAGCCCCGGGGUGGGAAGCCCCACCCUGCACCCCCUGUGCCGGAUUCCUUGUCUUUCCCGGCACAGACGGACGCAGCUCCCGCCGGGCUCCCCCCGUCCCCGAGGGCUGCCGAGGGGCUCAGGAGAGAGGCUGGGGCUGCUGGAGAGGAGGGAGAGGAGGCAAGCAGAUCAUGCAAUGCAGAGGAACCCUUCCUGCGCCCCCAAGCUCUGGGAUCCCUCUUCCCCUGUGAGGAUUUGGAGCUGGAAUCCCCUGCACCUGACGUGGGGCAGGACGUGGAGCUGCUGGCUCCUUCCCCCACUGGAGAGCUCCAUGAUGAGCCCCCCCAGGAUUCUUCUAUGCCAGAGGGAGCACCUGCCUCAGAGGAUGGCACAGGGGACCUGGACCACGGCCCUGGCCCCAGCUUGGAUGCUGGCCUGCUUCCCACCUCUGCUUUGAGCUCCUGCCCUGACAUCCAGAUCGAGCCAGCGGUUGAGAAGGAGGAGGAAAGCCCAGCUGUCCCCAGAAGGUUCUCCUCACAAAGACCCUCCAGCCUGGGGAGAGAUCUGGGGGCAGCAGAGGGCCCAGCACAGUUUCCCCCAGAGCCUGGGCAGAGCCUGCCCCUGCUGUCAUCCUCCCCAACAGCUUCCAUGAGCACCUUCAGCUUCGAGCCCCUGAGCAGCCCCGAGGGGCCGGUGGUCAUCCAGAACCUGCGGAUCACCGGGACCAUCACUGCCCGGGAGCACAGCGGCACCGGCUUCCACCCCUACACCCUGUACACCGUCAAGUAUGAGACAGCCCUGGAGGGCGAGGCCGCGGGCAGCCUGCAGCAGGUGGCUUAUCACACCGUGAACCGCCGCUACCGCGAGUUCCUCAACCUCCAGACCCGGCUGGAGGAGAAGCCGGAGCUCCGCAAGUUCCUGAAAAACAUCAAAGGACCAAAGAAACUGUUCCCUGAUCUGCCAUUUGGAAACAUGGACAGCGAUAAAGUGGAAGCCAGAAAAAGUCUGCUGGAAUCUUUCCUGAAGCAAUUGUGUGCAGUCCCUGAGAUUGCAAACAGUGAGGAGGUGCAGGAAUUCCUGGCCCUCAACACCGACGCCAGGAUCGCCUUUGUCAAGAAGCCCUUCGUUGUCUCCAGGAUAGACAAGAUUGUUGUCAAUGCCAUCGUGGACACCUUGAAGACAGCGUUCCCCAGGUCAGAGCCCCAGAGCCCCACGGAGGAUCUGAGCGAGUCAGAAGUGGAUGGGAAAUCCCAGCCAGACGGGAAGAAAAGCAAGGUUUCCCAGGAAUGCUCAGGUUUUCACAGAAGGUCCAGGCUGAGGUUCUCAUCCAGUAAAAUCACUCCAGUGCUGAGUGUGAGUGAAGCUCAUGACAGGAUCGUGUACUCUGUCAGGGAGGGCAAUGCUGUCUCUGGCACCCUGUCGCUGGCUGCUAUGGAAUCCUUCAUCCAGAAGCAGGAGAAGCUGCUGGAAGCAGUCCCCAGCAAAGCUCCUGAAGGCCAGGGAGGCAGAGAAGCCAAGGAAAUUUCUGUGCAGGAAGAAAUGGAUGGGCUGAGCACAGCAGAGCAGGGAGGACAUCCAGACACUGACUCUGACUCCGAGACAGCUUUGGCUGACCUGGCCAUGGAUGUGCUUCGUCUGGUGCUGGUGGAUCACUGGGGCUGGCUGUGCACAGAGAACAUCCAGAAGGUCUUCAACCUGCUCUUUGGGACCCUCCUUCAAAGGGCUCUUGGAUGUACUCGGAGCUGCCGGGGCGUAGUGGUGACGGAAUUGCAAGCACGAACACCAGCUGCCAAGAGGAACGGCUCUCCUGGCCCUGCUGGCUGACUCCUGUCCUCUGGGAAUCUUGAAGAACUGGCGGAAUCACAAGUUUUUCCCUACCCCAGCGCCGUGCUGACACUCCCAGCUUUGCUCCAGAGCCUCCUGCCAGUGAGGCCAGCAGCACCAGCAGUGCUGCACCCUGAGCCCUGCUAAAUCAGGGAACCUUCCUGUGGGAUCCAUCCUCUCCUCAUUCUGAGGGCAAACAUGUUAGGCAGUGCAAGUUCUGCCUGAUGGCUGAGGCUUGUGCUGUGACUAGGGAGUGAUUUCACAUCUGGGCAAGAGGGUCCAUCCAUAUGGUCGAUUUAGAAACUGCCUGGCCAGCCCUUGGGUGGUGGGGACACAUCAUCCAGUGCAGCUGCAAACCCCUCCAAGCCCUUCUGUGGAGCAGGGAUUUGGGAAUUUGCAGGUGGUUACUGAGAAAGGGCACAGUACUGCCCCAGCAGGAGGGACCAUCAGCAGUUCUGCUGGAUUUUCGAUGGGAACAAAAAAAUUCUUGGUUGUGAGAGUGAGGAAACCCUGGCACAGGGUAUCUGGAGAAGCUGUGGCUGCCCCUUCCUUGGAAGUGUCCAGGGCCAGGUUGGAUGGGGCUUGGAGCAGCUUGGUCUAGCAGAAGGUGUUCCUGCCCAGAUGAGCUUUAAGGUCCCAAAAUCAAACCUUUGGGGAUUCUAUUAUUUCAUUGCUUGCCAUCAGUGGAUGGAGCAGUACUGGACAGCAGGGCAGCAUGGACAGCAGGAUGAGAGGGGGGUGAAGCAUCAGGAUAUUCAUGGCUUGUCAUCCUUGGAGUGUGUUUUGGUCUUCAGGAAAGACAUCCUUGGCUGUCUCGGUAGCAGAGGAACUGAUGAGAGGAGCAGAGGCUGCCAGAACAGGGCUCAUGUGUUUCCAGUCCUUCCUGGGGAUUGUUUGUAGUUAAACACCAGUUCCUCCAGCUCUGUCUCAGAUUGUGCUUGGAGAUAACUUAGGAGCUUCAGGCCAGUCAUAUCCCUGAACUGGGCUUCCUUUAGUCACCAGUGAUUCACUUGGGGUCCUGUGAUUAACAGGGUGAUGGGGCUUUUUAUGACCUUUGUUUGUCCCAUUUGUCUGUAACACAGGGAACAUAUCCCACUUUUGGUGCAUGGAAAACUCAGCUAAUUAAGACUUGUGGAAAUCUUUGGUAUACAGACAUGAAAACUGCACGCUAACAAACACAAAGAAGCUGAUUUAACCCUCUUUGAUGUGUGGAAAUAUCCCAGCUGGGUCCCAAGCUGGACUUUUCCUGACCUUUGUCCCUGUCCCU